Messenger RNA from Thlaspi arvense, 2017 nucleotides. NCBI's taxonomy places the organism in Eukaryota, Viridiplantae, Streptophyta, Magnoliopsida, Brassicales, Brassicaceae. The record is from the annotation of a GenBank genome assembly.
GGAAUGGAGUACAGAACAGAAGAAAUUCUUUUGUCGAUGGAAUGUACGGAACGACCUGUCCAAUUCCACCGAGGACCAACUACACAUACACUUUGCAAGUGAAAGACCAAAUUGGAAGCUUCUAUUACUUCCCAUCCCUUGCCUUUCACAAGGCAGCUGGUGGGUUCGGAGGAAUUAGAAUCCUAAGCCGUCCAGGAAUACCAGUUCCCUUCGCUGAUCCCGCAGGAGAUUACACUGUCCUCAUCGGAGAUUGGUACAAAUCUAAUCACACGGAUUUGAAGUCUCGUCUUGACAGAGGAAAAAAGCUACCUUUGCCUGAUGGUGUUCUUAUCAAUGGCCGAAGCAACGGUGCUACCUUAAAUGUUGAGCAAGGAAAAACAUACAGGUUGAGGAUAUCAAACGUUGGAUUACAAAUUUCUCUAAACUUUAGAAUCCAAGACCAUAAGAUGAAGCUUGUCGAAGUCGAAGGGACGCACACACUUCAAACCAUGUUUUCUUCACUUGACGUUCAUAUUGGCCAGUCGUACUCCGUUCUCAUUACUGCUGAUCAAUCUCCUCGUGACUACUACGUUGUUGCUUCCUCCCGGUUCACGGAUAAAACCAUAACAACCGUGGGUGUUCUCCGCUACAGUGGCUCGUCUACCUCAGCUUCUGGUCCAAUCCCCGGUGGUCCCACCAUUCAGAUCGAUUGGUCUUUGAACCAAGCACGAGAAAUCAGGACCAACUUGACAGCUAGUGGGCCAAGACCAAACCCACAAGGCUCAUACCAUUAUGGUCUAAUACCGCUUAUUAGGACUAUUGUGUUCGGUAGCUCAGCCGGGCAGGUAAAUGGGAAGCAAAGAUACGGUCUUAACAGCGUCUCAUUCAUGCCUGCGGAUACGCCUCUAAAACUUGCCGACUUCUUCAAGAUAAGCGGUGUCUAUAAGAUCAAUAGCAUCUCGGACAAACCCAACGGCGGAGGUUUAUACCUUGACACCUCUGUUUUGCAAGUCGACUAUCGAACCUUUAUCGAGAUUGUAUUCGAGAACAAAGAAGAUAUCGUCCAAAGUUAUCAUCUUAAUGGUUACUCCUUCUGGGUUGUUGGGAUGGAUGGGGGACAGUGGAACACAGGGAGCAGAGAUGGGUACAAUCUACGUGAUGCAGUUUCGCGUUCCACGGUCCAAGUGUACCCAAAAUCAUGGACAGCCAUUUACAUUGCUUUAGACAACGUGGGAAUGUGGAACCUAAGAUCAGAGUUUUGGGCAAGACAAUACUUGGGACAACAGGUCUACUUGCGUGUCUUCACGACAUCUACGUCUCUGAGAGAUGAGUACCCUAUCCCGAAGAACUCGCGUCUAUGCGGCCGGGCAAAAGGACGACAUACUAGGCCAUUAUAAGAAAGACGUACAAGCUUACGUGAAAAUUAUGCAUAUCGAUACAGGUACAAGUUAUAUGUUAUUCUUCCCAAGAGUUGCGACGUUAUGAUGAGAGAGGAUGUAGUAGUAAUAUAGUUUGAAAUGAUCUCAGCUCGAGGUCUCAAUUGUUUGUAAUUCCAAAUUCUUGUUUUUCUUUCCAUGCUUUUGUUAUUGAUCGUUUCAAUAUUAUCUUUUUUUGAGAUAUGUCAUUUUCUUGAGUCGGAUCACCACAUGCAUGUCCCAUUCGAAUCAUCAAGUUGUCAAGUACAAACAGAACAAGUCUCCCACCGUGCCACAAAUGGUCGCUCAUGCGGCCAGAUGCAAUCCACUGCACCAUGCUUCACGUCUCCUGCAGUGCAGCCAGCCAAUUUUGACUAGUUUCAAGCCCGCUCAAGCCCACUUACCUUAUUCCUCAAAGAAAGUCUAAGAAAGACCAGAGAGGGCCUCAAGAACUAUAUGGUUUCUGAGUAUUAGGUAGAUUAUGUAUGUUUUUCAUGGCUUCCUACUACCUGAUGGGCGUGGGUUUGACUAACAAGUUUUAUCCUUAAAUGAAAGUUGCAAAUACACAAUAAUAACAGUACUAUAUUAAAGAAUAAAAUCCAUAGAGAUUAUUGUUUUGCGAA